This is a messenger RNA of Anopheles funestus (African malaria mosquito), 1237 nucleotides long. Its product is annotated as acanthoscurrin-2-like. The coding region runs from base 208 to 678 and encodes 156 amino acids. The transcript has 2 exons. The record is from RefSeq and is a predicted model, not a curated record. Lineage: Eukaryota; Metazoa; Arthropoda; Insecta; Diptera; Culicidae.
AUGUGUAGCAUAUCAGUAUCGCUGACAAACUAGUAGUGUGGACGAUAGCUCGUGUAUUUACAGAAACGAACUCGAUAUCGAUACAUUCUUGUAAUCGCGAAUGUAUUUGUUUGGGGUUUGGAGAUAUAUAAAAGUCGCUGACCGUUGAAGGAUUUAGUCUUGAAUCGUCAUCCUUGUGAAGUGGACGGAGAAAUCCCUCAACAAGCAAUGAAGCAGUUGAGGUCACCCUACUGGAUUUUAGCUGCGACAGUGUUGCUGCUUGUAACGGCUGUCUUUGCAGUACCAGUCCCACAGGAUUAUGGCAACAUGGAUUAUGGAGGAGGUGAUGAAGGAGGCAACGACUAUGGAGGCGGUGGUCAAGGAGGCAAUGAUUAUGGAGGCGGUAGUCAAGGAGGCAAUGAUUAUGGAGGCGGUGGUCAAGGAGGCAAUGAUUAUGGAGACGGUGGUCAAGGAGGCAAUGAUUAUGGAGGAGGUGAUGAAGGAGGCAACGACUAUGGAGGUGGUGGUCAAGGAGGCAAUGAUUAUGGAGGCGGUAGUCAAGGAGGCAAUGAUUAUGGAGGCGGUGGUCAAGGAGGCAAUGAUUAUGGAGGCGGUGGUGAAGGAGGCAAUGGUGAAGGAGGCAAUGACUAUGGAGGCGGUGGCGAAGGAGGCGGCGAUGAAGGAGGCGCUGAUUAUUAAGGCAAUGAUUAUGGAGGCUGUGGUGAUGGAGGUAGUGUACUAAUUUGUGACAGAUGAAAAAAAGAACAUCACUUCGUCGAGAAUCCUGCAGUUACCAGUACUACGAAAGACAGGAAGAAAUCCAACCAAUUCUUUUCCCUGCUCCUUCCGGUCAUCAAGAUACUGACUGCAAUUCGAACACUAGAGGCCCAGAACGAACGUUUUCAAAGAAAUCAUAUGGAUAGCUGGGCCCCAAGAUUACGACAAUGCGUUUUUUUACUCUGCUAUCCAUAUGCACAGGUUCGGCAAUGGUUUAUCGAGGGUGACGAGGUUGUGACUUUGCAGACCCUCUCGCUUUAUCGUACAGCGCUGCUGAAGGUACCAGGGGCCCCUUUAAAUCGAACGUUUCCAAGGAAAAACGAACGAAUGAUAUGGACAGCCGGGGUCUCUGCAUUGCCAAUGAGUUUUUUUUUUCCAGCAAACCAUAUGGGCAAGUUUGUGAGUGUGUGGCUAACGGUUUCUCAUUACAGCGUAGCUUUAGGGGGCCCAGAGCAGUGCCACUCAGGGACUCAAAAAUCAC